AUGUUUCCUGUUCUACUAUUUAUCUUUUGCAAUGCUUUGUACAUCGUGCAAACCGAAGAUUUUUUUCUUCAUUUCGUUACAGAUAAUAGUGUUGAAACUAUCGAACUUUUCAAACUUAAACGGAAUGUACCAGCACUUACUAGUGGUAAAGAAACAGAUAACGAUACUAUUCAGCCAAGUAAUAAACUGCUAAUAGACAAUAUACUUGUAUCACCAGACGGUUUAAUAGUAUUUGAAGACUAUUCAUUUAACAUUGACAGUUUGGAAAAAGAGACAAAAAUUUAUAAGCACGUUAUAUUUCAAACGCAAAGAAGAUCUGAAACUAUUAAAAAACACAAUGUAGUAAUUUUUCUUGUUUUUUUAGAUUUAAAAAUUAUAGAUAGUCGUACACUAUAUACAAGAAUUGAAACAUUUUCUUACGUUUAUUUUCCAUUUUCAUUAAGUAAAUGUUUGUCUAUUAAAGGCAAUACUAUAAGAUUAUAUGAUAAAAUUUAUACGUUUAACGAGAAUAUAGUUGCAGUUUAUGAUACCAUCGAUUAUAAUGGUGUAACUUAUAUGAAUAAAAUUUAUACUAAUAACAAUUUACAACUUUAUACACCUAAAGUUGUAUUUUUAAAAGUAUACAAUUUUAAAUAUUUGAUUUUACUUGCUUUACCAGUACUAUUACUUUGGUAUAAUAAACAGAAAAAAAUAAAGUUAAUGAAUAUAGAUUACGAAACCGAAUUUUACACAAUCUAUUAUGGAACUUACAACAAUGCGCCAGCAAUUAUUAAAAAGUACAAACACAAGAAUAAUUCUUUUUAUGAUGAAAUUGGUCUUCUAGGCAGACUUGAUCAUUCUUCAAUUAAAAAAAAUUUAUAUUAUGAUAAAGGACUUUACAGGCCGUACAUGGUUUUCGAGUAUUCUGAUCGGGUAAAACAUAUGACAAAAGGAGAUUUGUUACAGUUUACACAGGUAAUUGCGUACUUACAUGAGCAAAAUUUGGUUUAUAAAAACUUUACACCAAAUAACAUUAGAAGAAAAAACGGUCGCAUUGUCUUAUUUAACAUUGGUUCACAGAGUGAUAACACAGGAUGGUAUGUUUGUACUACCGAUUCUGAUGAAUUUUCGCAAGAUUUGCAAUCUGUAGGUGUUAUUUUACAUUAUUUUAUAACAGGAUAUCAUCCGUAUGAAACAUUAGUUGAUGAUAAUGAAACUUAUAAAUUUGUUUACAGAACGAAUGAUGAUUAUAAAAAAGAAUUUUCUGUCGAUAAUAAAACCGUUACACUUAAAAAUUAUACUAGAGAACAAUUAGAAGAAUUAGAACAAAAUAUGAAAAUUCGUAGAUAUAAAAUACGUACAGUAAAUUCUCUUGAGCAUGAUUUAAUUUAUCACACAAUAAAAAAUAAAACUACAAUGGCUAAAUUAGCUAAGCAUCCAUAUUUUUGGUCACAAGAAAGGAUUUUUAAUUUUCUAGCAAAUUUUUCGGAUUUGGUUGAAGGAUCUUCAUCUCAGAUUCGUAGACUCGAGCGGAAUAAAAAUAGAAUUUUUGAAAUGCCAUGGGACAAUUAUCUUGAUGAUAUUGUUAAAGAUGAAUUGGAAGUUUUUAGAUAUUAUAAUUACAAUAAUGCUCGAGAUUUAAUUAGGGUUAUUAGAAAUAAAGGAAGACAUUAUAAUCAAAUUCCAGAAGUAGUUCAAGAAAUUUAUAAAAGUUUUCCAAACGGAUUUAUUGAUUAUUGGAUGACUAUUUUUCCAAAAUUACUGAUAGUUUGUUAUAAUUGUGGAGAAUCAUUGAAGGAUAAUGAUUUACUUAAAGAUUUUUAUUAA
Molecule: messenger RNA, 1806 nt
Organism: Vairimorpha ceranae
Lineage: Eukaryota; Fungi; Microsporidia; Nosematidae
Product: serine threonine-protein kinase endoribonuclease ire1
Exons: 1
Coding region: 1-1806 (601 amino acids)
Biological process (GO): protein phosphorylation; IRE1-mediated unfolded protein response; mRNA processing
Cellular component (GO): IRE1-TRAF2-ASK1 complex
Molecular function (GO): protein serine/threonine kinase activity; ATP binding; RNA endonuclease activity
Source: RefSeq, a predicted model, not a curated record